AUGAGCGACCUUGAUAUAGAAAAGAAGCCGAGCGUCAAGCCCGCAUCCAGCGAGAAUGCCUCCGGUGCUGAUGACAACGAUGCCAUGAAGCUGGCCGAGAUGGGUUACACCCAAGACCUGCAGCGCAACUUCUCGGUUCUGUCCCUGAUCGGUAUUGCUUUUUGCAUGUCCAACUCCUGGUUCGGUAUCUCCGCCUCGUUAAUUACUGGUAUCAGUUCCGGAGGCACUGUUCUUCUGGUGUAUGGAUUGAUCUGGAUCUCUUUCGUCUCGCUAUGUGUGGGCACGUCACUGUCAGAAUUGGCCAGUGCCAUGCCCAACGCUGGCGGACAGUAUUUCUGGGCCAGUCAGUUGGCUCCUCCGAAAUAUGCCCGUUUUGCUUCCUACUUCACCGGCUGGUUUGGCUAUGCCGGUGCUAUUUUUGCCUGUGCUAGUGUGGCUCUCAGUCUGGCUCAAGGUGUCAUAGGAAUGUGGAAACUGGGUCAUCCUGACUUUGUCAUCGAAGCAUGGCAUACUGUCGUGGUCUACCAAUUGAUCAACUUCUUCUGCUACCUGUUCAACUGCUGGGGCAAGACCCUGCCGUUGGUGGCCAAGGGGACGCUGUACAUCUCGUUGGUUUCGUUCUUCGUCAUCCUGAUUGCCGUCCCUGCCUGUGCGAGCAGCCACCAGAGCGGCCACUAUGUCUUUGCGCAGUUUGUCAACUCAACCGGCUGGAAGUCCGACGGCAUGGCCUUCAUCGUUGGUCUCAUCAACCCGAACUGGAUCUUCGCCUGUCUCGACUCUGCCACGCACAUGGCCGAAGAGGUGCCCCAGCCAGAGCGCAACAUCCCCAUCGCCAUCCUGGCUACCGUGGGAAUUGGCUUCACCACCUCAUGGUUCUACUGUAUCUCCAUGUUCUUCAGUCUCAAGGACUUGAACAAGCUCAUCAACUCGGCCACCGAGGUUCCCAUCCUGGAACUCUACUACCAGGCCCUGAACAACAAGGCCGGCGCUAUUGUUCUGGAGACUCUGCUUAUCGUCACGGGUAUGGGUUGUCUCAUCGCCUGCCACACCUGGCAGUCGCGUCUUGUGUGGUCGUUCGCCCGUGACCGUGGCGUGCCAGGGCACCAGUGGAUCUCGCAGGUCAACAAGACGCUCGACGUGCCGCUCAUGUCACACAACGUUAGCUGCUUCAUUGUCGGUGUUCUUGGCCUUCUCUACUUGGGAUCCUCGACCGCGUUCAACAGUAUGGUGACUGCAUGCAUUACUCUCCUGUACAUCUCGUACACAACCCCGAUUCUGUGUCUCUGGUACCGCGGGCGCAACAACAUCCGCCACGGACCUUUCUGGCUGGGUACCUGGGGUCUUGCCGCCAACAUCGUCACUUUGCUCUGGACGGUUUUCUGUCUGGUCAUGUACUCGUUCCCGUCGACCAUGCCUGUUACUACUGGCAACAUGAACUACGUCUGCGCCGUGUACGGUGUUGUCGUGUUUGUCCUUCUCACAGACUGGUUCGCCCGGGCCCGUCGCGAGUACAAGGGAGUACAGGAGUCGCAAGGCGAAGGUGUACUCCUCAACCAGCCGCAUUGCCAUUAA
Molecule: messenger RNA, 1572 nt
Organism: Aspergillus ruber CBS 135680
Lineage: Eukaryota; Fungi; Ascomycota; Eurotiomycetes; Eurotiales; Aspergillaceae
Product: putative choline transport protein Ctr
Exons: 3
Coding region: 1-1572 (523 amino acids)
Biological process (GO): transmembrane transport
Cellular component (GO): membrane
Molecular function (GO): transmembrane transporter activity
Source: RefSeq, a predicted model, not a curated record